Molecule: messenger RNA, 1040 nt
Organism: Elephantulus edwardii (Cape elephant shrew)
Lineage: Eukaryota; Metazoa; Chordata; Mammalia; Macroscelidea; Macroscelididae
Gene: WDR45B
Product: WD repeat domain 45B
Exons: 10
Coding region: 1-1035 (344 amino acids)
Biological process (GO): autophagy of mitochondrion; nucleophagy; protein lipidation
Cellular component (GO): phagophore assembly site membrane; cytosol; extrinsic component of membrane
Molecular function (GO): phosphatidylinositol-3,5-bisphosphate binding; protein binding; phosphatidylinositol-3-phosphate binding
Source: RefSeq, a predicted model, not a curated record
AUGAACCUGCUCCCGUGCAACCCCCACGGCAACGGGCUGCUGUACGCCGGCUUCAACCAGGACCACGGAUGCUUCGCGUGUGGCAUGGAGAAUGGCUUCCGUGUCUAUAACACAGAUCCCCUGAAGGAGAAGGAGAAGCAAGAAUUUCUGGAAGGAGGAGUUGGCCACGUUGAAAUGUUAUUUCGCUGCAACUACUUAGCAUUAGUCGGUGGUGGCAAAAAGCCAAAGUACCCUCCCAAUAAAGUGAUGAUCUGGGAUGACCUGAAGAAGAAGACUGUCAUUGAGAUAGAAUUCUCCACCGAGGUCAAAGCGGUCAAGUUACGGCGCGACAGAAUUGUGGUGGUUCUGGACUCCAUGAUCAAGGUGUUCACGUUCACGCACAAUCCCCACCAGCUGCACGUCUUUGAGACCUGCUACAACCCGAAAGGUCUGUGUGUCCUGUGUCCCAACAGCAACAACUCCCUCCUGGCCUUCCCGGGCACACACACCGGCCAUGUGCAGCUGGUGGACCUGGCCAGCACUGAGAAGCCCCCUGUGGACAUCCCUGCACACGAAGGCGUUCUCAGUUGUGUGGCCCUCAACCUGCAAGGCACUCGGAUUGCGACUGCAUCUGAGAAGGGGACCCUCAUCAGAAUAUUUGAUACCUCAUCAGGGCACCUCAUUCAGGAGCUACGGAGGGGCUCCCAGACGGCCAGCAUCUACUGCAUCAACUUCAACCAGGACGCAUCCCUCAUCUGUGUCUCCAGUGACCACGGCACGGUGCACAUUUUUGCUGCCGAAGAUCCCAAACGGAACAAACAGUCCAGCUUAGCGUCUGCCAGUUUCCUCCCAAAAUACUUCAGUUCCAAGUGGAGUUUCUCCAAGUUCCAGGUUCCCUCGGGCUCCCCAUGUGUCUGUGCCUUUGGGACAGAGCCCAAUGCUGUCAUUGCCAUCUGCGCAGACGGCAGCUACUAUAGAUUCCUCUUCAACCCCAAGGGGGAGUGCGUCCGGGACGUGUAUGCACAGUUCCUGGAGAUGACCGACGACAAGCUGUGAGCCAG